Messenger RNA from Bactrocera oleae (olive fruit fly), 1971 nucleotides. NCBI's taxonomy places the organism in Eukaryota, Metazoa, Arthropoda, Insecta, Diptera, Tephritidae. The record is from RefSeq and is a predicted model, not a curated record.
CUUCCGGCGACGGAGAACAACAAUUGCAACAGCUGGCGUUUUGCGAACAGACACUCUUUAAGAGGUGCAACAACAAAGCAAGCUCUAUGCAUAUAAGUGUUCAUAAAAGCUACUAGCAACAAGCCAUACUGUGGCGUUAUUAUUUUAAGUGUUGCGGCAAAAAAAUUUGCGCUAAAAAAUACGAAACUUAAUUGCCAACAAAAAUGAGUUGGAAAAGUUGUCGGGCAAAAAAAUUAGACUAAAAACUGUAAAACAAACGAAUUUCUGCGAGAGCACCGAAUAAAAAAGGAAUAAACUCACACAAAAGCUAAACUUAACGGUAGUUUUGCAUUUAAGCAGACAUAAAUUUCGUUUUUCGUGAAAACAGCUGAUCAGCAUAACGCAAACAGCUGUUUCUGCAGUUCUAGAGAUCACUGAGAGCGUAAGCAAGUGAACACUGCGAGAGUGUGAGAGUGUACAAUCGUAGCAAAGUCACCAAGUGAACACGCAUCGGCACUACGCUAAUUGCAGUGCUGGCCAUCGUUGUCGCCUAAGGCAACACGCCCAUACGUGGGCGUUAUUAUGCAGAAGAAGCCACCAUUGCCGUUGACCGCAUUCAUUGGUGGUCCGACGCUCAUACACGCCUCGCAAUCGGCGAUUAGUUCGAGCAGCAGUAGCAGCAUUGGCAGCGGCAUGUGUUUCCCAAGCAGUAAAAGUGGUAGUGGUGGCGGUGGCUCAAGCGGUGGCAGCGGUGGUUCGGGAGAGAAGCAACGUGGCACUGGCGGCUUAUGCGGCUGCCAGAAGGCACCCAAGUCACAUUGCAUAUCGGCGACAGGCGUGCUCCUGCUCGUGCUACUCUACACCGCCAUGGGCUCCAUUAUAUUCGUCACACUUGAGGGCGAACUGGACGACACCAGUGCGCUGGAGACCGCAGUGGCGGCAUCGAAAAAGUUUCCACGCACCGAACUAGCCAAUGAACAAAUAAGAUCACGCACUGUGGAUCGUUUGUGGUCGAUUACGGAGGAUUUGAAUAUUUUAUACAAAGAGAAUUGGACACGUCUGGCCGCGCAGGAGGUGCAACAUUUUCAGGAGACUUUAUUGCGCGCCGUUCGCCAAUCGAAAAUUUAUCAGCCCGGCGAACAAAUGAAUCCACCCACACACAAGUGGACUUAUGCAUCGGCGUUUCUUUAUUCAUUAACAUUAAUAACAACAAUAGGUGAGUACACAACAACACACACAAAUAAUUGUUAUGGCGGUAUAUCGCCGCGCACGCAGUGGGGCCGCAUCGCUGCACUCAUCUACGCGCUCUUCGGCAUUCCCAUCGUGCUGCUGUACCUAUCCGCCAUGGGUGAGGGUCUCUCCGCCGCAAUGCGCUGUCUCUUUCGCAAAGCGCGCUCCAAAAGCGCCGUAAGCAGUGGCAGCGGAGCCGGUAAUACAGGCAAUAGCGGUAGCGGCAGCGCUAACAGCGGCAACGGCAAGUUGCCACCGAAUGAUAGCGGCAAAGGUGCGAACAAACAUUAUCAUCACAGUGGCGCUGGCAGCGGGAAGCUACAUUCCGCCGCUGCGCAUCAUUACGGACUGCCCAAACCCGCCUAUCACCACAACGGCUCAAUGGGUAUGGGCAUGCACGCGUCGACACACAGUCCCAGCGUGCCCAUCUCCAUAUGCGUCAUGGUGCUGGUCUGCUACGUCACCUCUGGCGCAGUGCUCUUCCACAAACUGCAAAACUGGAGCGUAUUAGAGGCGCUUUAUUUCUGCUUCACGUCGCUGGGCACCAUCGGCUUCGGCGAACUGGCGCCCACCGGCAACCUCACGCUUUAUCUCGCCUCCGCGUAUAUACUUGUCGGUAUGGCGGUGGUGGCCAUGUGCUUCAGUCUCAUACAAACAGAGAUCGUAAUGUGGCUGCGCAAGUUUAGCGUACAGGACCACGUGAUGCCGCAGGGUGAAGACGUUGCGCUCGUCUCCGUGGCAGUUACGCCGAAGUCCUCUUGA